UGUCCCCGUGGCUCGGUCAUUGUGAUUGGUCCGAAGAAUAUGUCUGUCGUGGCAGGGAGGGAAGCUACACUGGAGUGUAUUGCUAACGCCAGGCCGGUGGAGAGGCUGGUGUUGUCGUGGAAACGUAAUGGGCGUCGGCUGGCCAGUGGAGUGGGCGUGUUCGGGCGUCGCCUGACCCUCUCUAGCCCCUCCCUCUCAGACGGGGGCGUGUACGUGUGUGAGGCGUCGCUUCUUAACUCCACCACCAGACCCACCGAGGCCCGGGCCCAUCUCACUGUCCUGGAGCCUCCAUACUUCACUGCUGAACCCAGACUGAAGACUGUAGCAGCGGUGGACAGGAACGUCGACUUACACUGUCAGGCCAAGGGAGUCCCCUCGGCUCGUAUAGACUGGUAUAAAGACGCGGUGCCCGUAUCCAAGCUAGCCAACCCUCGCUACAAGGUUACCGCGGCAACAGGUCUGACUGUGCGGAGAGUCCAACCAGGAGAUGCUGGAAUGUUCCAGUGUUUCGCUCGGAACGCUGCCGGAGAGACACAGACACACACACAGCUGGUGGUUACUAGUGUCACCCCCUCCUUCUCCCUCCUCCCCUCUGAUCUCACCGUUACCGACGGCAACUCGGCUGUGUUCACCUGCGAGACCACUGGAGCCCCCAAACCUGCUGUCAGCUGGAGGAGAGGUUCCCUGCUCCUGGCCAGUGGGACGGUCCAGAUUCCCAGGUUCACCCUGCUGGAGUCAGGUGGUCUGCUGGUUGAGCCAAUCAGGAUGGAAGAUUCUGGCGACUACACCUGUACUGCCACUAGCGCAGACGGAUCCAUCAACGCUACUGCUGCUCUCACUGUCUGGAUUCGUACAUUUAUCUCCGUCCCGCCGGUGGACCAGAGGGUCAUCAAGGGAACCACGGCAACCCUGGACUGUAACGCUACACACGACCCCAGGGUCAACAUCAGUUUCCAGUGGCAGCGUGGUGCAGUACCCCUCCAGCCCAGCGGGGGCAGAGUGUCUAUAUUGUCUGGUUCUCUGACCAUCAGCCAGACUUGGUCAGGCGACAUAGGAGACUACACCUGCACUGUAACAUCACAGGCCGGGAACCAAUCACGCUCCGCACGCCUUGAAGUCAUCUCCCCCCACUCCCCCAGGUCUCUUUCUGUGUCUCUGAAUGAUUCAGACAGCCGUUCAGUUCUACUCUCCUGGGUCAGACCCUUCGAUGGAAACUCUCCUCUUCUACACUACAUACUGGAGCUGUCUGAGAACAACUCUCCAUGGAAGGUGUACACGUCGGAGGUGGGGCCUGCUGUGACACAGGUGACGGUGGGCGGACUCACCCCUGCCAGGACCUAUCAGUUCAGACUCUGCGCUGUCAAUCAAGUGGGCCGCGGCCAAUACAGCGGCGAGACACAGAGAUUGAUGCUGAGAGAGGAGGCUCCCAGUGCUCCUCCUAAGAACAUGGUAGCGUCGGGUCGGACCAACCAGUCUAUCAUGGUCCAGUGGCAGCCUCCCCCAGAACCACAGCUCAAUGGAGUGCUCCGAGGAUACGUACUCAGGUAUCGUCUGGCAGGUCUACCAGGAGAGUACCAAGAGAAGAAUAUCUCUAGUCCAGAGACUAACUACUGUCUACUAUCAGACCUCAUUAUCUGGACUCAGUAUCAGAUACAACUGGCUGCUUACACUGCUGCAGGCCUGGGGGAAUAUAGUACUGCUGUUACUGAGUACACACUACAGGGAGUGUCCACUCGCCCCCCUCAGGCUGUAGAGGUAACAGCAGUCAGCUCCUCCACAAUCAGAUUCACCUGGAACCCUCCGCCUCAGCAGUUCAUCAACGGGAUCAACCAGGGAUACAAGUUGCUAGUCUGGCCGGAGCACUCCCCCGCAGCUGUAACCACUGUGACCAUCACCCCUGACUAUCCCGGUUCCCGCCUCACCGGAUUGGUUGUUGGACUCAUGAAGUACACCUGGUAUCUAGGCUCCGCCCUCUGCUUCACCACGCCCGGCGAUGGACCCAAGAGCCCUCCCAUACUGCUACAGACACAUGAAGACACACCAGGUCCGGUGGGUCACUUGAGCUUCACUGAGAUCCUGGACACAUCUCUGAGAGUGAGCUGGGCAGAGCCUAAAGACAAGAACGGCAUCAUCACAGGUUAUGUGAUAUUGUGGUGUGUUUCGGGGUCGGGGGUCAAUGCGUCCUGUGAGGAGCGACCUCUCUCUAACUCUACCCUGCAAUACAAGGUCACCAGCUUGACCUCUAUGACAUCAUACACCCUGGAGGUUGCUGCCAUGACAGCGGCAGGAAGAGGCGUGGCCACCACCUCCACCAUCUCCUGAGUCCCGCCAGAGCUUCCUGGUGUGCCUUCUAACCUGGUCAUCUCCAACAUCAGCCCUCGCUCCGCCACACUAAGGUUCCGCCCCGGCAGCGAUGGGAAGACGGUCAUCUCCAAAUGGAUCGUAGAAGGACAGGUCAAGAGGGAUGGGAAGGAGGAGGAGUGGAGAGUCGUGUAUGAGAGAGAGAACAGAGAGAAGCAGCCUGAUGUAGACACACUGGAAAUACCAGACCUCCUCCCCUUCACACUGUACAGGUUCCGAUUGCGCCAGGAGAACAGUGGCUCCAGUCCAUCUAGCACCCCCUCCAGGAUGAUUCAGACACUGCAGUCGGCCCCCGAUACACACCCCAACAACCUCACCCUGGUUACAGCUACACAGACCAGCCUCACACUGCGCUGGGCGCCGUUACCGGUAUCUGAGUAUAAUGGUAGUCCAGAGACGGUGGGUUACCGGGUGUGUGUCCGGCGGGCAGACGGCCAGGGAGAGGAGAGGCUGGAGGAGGUUAGAGGUCAGGGGUCAGGGGUUAGUGGUCAGCAAAGCGAGACGAUGCUGGAGGGCCUGGCUGAAUGGACAGAGUACCAGUUGAAGAUACAAGCCUUUAACUCUAUAGGAGCUGGACCAUGGAGUACCACACUGACCACACACACCAAGGAGUCAGUGCCGUCUGGCUGUCCAGUGAAUGUGAGUGCGGAGGCGGUGAGUUCUACCAGGAUUUUGGUCACAUGGUCUCCUGUUCCCGAGAUGCAGAGAAAUGGACCCAUCCUAGGUUACAAG
Salmo salar (Atlantic salmon) is the source of this 3093-nucleotide messenger RNA. NCBI's taxonomy places the organism in Eukaryota, Metazoa, Chordata, Actinopteri, Salmoniformes, Salmonidae. The record is from RefSeq and is a predicted model, not a curated record.